This is a messenger RNA of Closterium sp. NIES-65, 4458 nucleotides long. Lineage: Eukaryota; Viridiplantae; Streptophyta; Zygnematophyceae; Desmidiales; Closteriaceae. The record is from the annotation of a GenBank genome assembly.
AUGUCGAAGCGGAAGCAACAACGCAAGGCCAAGGCGGCAGGUCAAACCGCACCUGCGCGGACACCUGGUGAGUCGUCCGCAGCAGCUGAGAGUGCCACGUCAACGUGUAACGACCAAUCAAACAGUGCCACGCAGGCAACUGAGUUUCAAACUAGCGCCAGUGAUGCCGAUUCGUCGCAAGCAGCUUCGGCUGGUUGUAUUCCUGGAUCGGAAGUUUUGGCGAAUGAUGCGAUGGUGGGUGAGGAAGAGGACGAGUCGUUGGCUCGCGUUGCCACGUGUCAUCACCACAAGGGGUUAGAUCUGAAGAAGUUCACUCGCGAGCUGAAGAAGCGCCACGUGGAUGCGUGCGAUCCGUGCAGCCAGCACAGCCACCGAUUGGCUAGUAGCAAGAAGAAGGAGCACGCGACGCCUAUAACGGGUACGGCAGAUGAGUCGCUCUGGGUGUGCCUGGUGUGCGCGCGGGGGUUUUGCGGAGAUGCGAAAAUGGCGGAAGGGGAUGCGGAAACAGGGAAAGGUUAUGGCGGAAGGGAUGGGGAGGGCGCUGGCGCGCGGGAGAGCGGCUACGGGCACGCGCAGCAGCACUGGAGCCAGCUGAAGAGCCACGCGCUGAUGGCGCACGCGCAGUCCUUGCGCGUCUGGUGCUUCCGCUGCCACCGCUGCGUGCUGCUGCGCGCCGAUGGCGACGAGCGCGCGCAGGCGGAUGGCGUCGAGUGCGCGCAAACGGAAGAAACUCCGGUCGUGGAGGAGCCGGAGGGACAGGGGGAGGCGGGAGGGGGAGAGGUGCGGAGUGACACGUCAGCGAAUGCUGCGACCACCCAUGCGAGUGAAGGGGGGAGUGCUGCUGGGGAUAGUGUUGCUGAGGGGGGCGCGCCAUGGGCGCAAAGCCUCCCCUUGGACCAUCCGCUCCGCGAGUUCCUCCUGCUGUUGGCAGAGAGGCGCGCGGAAGUGGCGCGCGCUAAGGCGGCGGAGCAGAGCAAAGGGGGGCCGAAGGAGGGAGCGACGGAGACAGGGGAGGGGCGAGGGAAGGCGAAGGAGGGGCGGGGUGCGGUGGUUGCUGCGAAAGGGAGAGAGAAGAAGAGCGGAACGGGGAAAGGUGGGGGGGCAGCAAACGAGGGAGAGAAGGAGGAGGCGGAGGAGGGGGAGGGUGGAGAUGGGGAAGGGGAGGGGGAGGUUGAGAGGCAAGCGGGCGCGGGGGUCGAGGGGCCGGUGCGCGGGCUGAGCAAUCUGGGCAACACGUGCUUCUUCAACUCCGUCCUUCAGAACCUCGUCGCCAUCCCCGCGCUCCGAGACCACUUCCUCGCCAAUCCGGAGCUGCCACGUGUCGAGGCACCUGCUCUGGCGGACACGGGGACAGAGAGGCGGGGCGAUGGCGGAGGGGGCAAUGAAGGUGCGGACGCGGAUGGGGGGGAUAAGGAGGGGUUAGAGGGGAAGGUUGGCGGGGGACGGAAGGGGGGAGGAGUGAAGGUGGGGGGGACGAAGAGGAGAUUCAAGGGGCCCAUUGGAAUGGCCCUGAGGCGUGUUUUUGAAGACUUGAACCCGGGCCUCGUGCCUGCUGCUGAUUCUGAUGCCGCUGGUGCCGUUGAUGCAGCUGCCCCAGGCAGCCGAUCAGAAGAAAGCAUCUGCAGUCCGCGCGGCCACGUGGCAAAGGGCAAGGUGCUCCACUCGCGCAGAUCAACAGCCCGCGCGGGGGGGGGAGGAAAGCGGGGCGCGGGGGGGAAGCAUGGCAAGGGGGGCGGGGGAAAGCGGGCGCAGCAGCAUGAGGCGGAGGGCAGGGGGGGGAAAGCGCCGCCUUACAAUCCGCGAGAGCUGUUUGGUGCGGUGUGCAGGCAGGCGCCACGGUUCAGAGGGUACGAGCAGCAGGACAGUCACGAGCUGCUGCGCUGCCUGCUGCAGCUGCUGCAGGAGGAGGAGGACGGCACUGCUGCUGCCGCCGCUGCUGCUGCCCGCAAGAAGAAACGUCUAGCUGCAUCCGCUGCUCCCCCGCCCCCUCCCCCGCUUCCUCCCCCGCCCCCGCCUCGUGCUGAUGCCUCCCCUCGCGCACCUCCCCCUCCUCCCACCCCGCCUCCGCCCCCGCCCCCUCCUCCCCCCUCCGCCCCGCCGCCUCCCCCUCCUCCCUCAUCCGCCCCGCCGCCUCCCCCUCCGCCCCCAUCCCUCCCUGCAGCGAACGCUGCAGGAGGGGCAGGGAGGAAAAAGGACGGGGGGAAGGCGGAGAGACUGGGCGGUUUGGGAGCAAUGGGGGACUUGAGUGCGGGGCUGGGGCAGGCGAUAGCGCGGCUGAGGCGCGUGGAGGGGGGCGCUGCCGCGGAGGAGGUGCAGCGACUGAGGGAGGAGCGGGGGGAGGAGGGCGGAGACGGCAUGGGGCUGGGAUGGCUGGAGGGGGACGGGAGCGCGGAGGAGGCGGGCGGUGGGGGAGCGGGGUGGGAGGAAGAAGAGCGGGGCGAGGAGGAAAGCGAGGAGGAGGACGAGGAUGGGGCGGAGGCAGGGCAGGAUGGGGAGGGGGGACGCGGAGGGGGAGGGGGAGAGAAUGUGAAGAGGUUGAGUGUGGUGGAGAGGCUGUUUGGCGGGGUGUUGAGCAGCACGGUGGUGUGCUGCGAGUGCGGGCACUCGUCCACUGUGAGCGAGCCCUUCCUCGACCUCUCCCUCCCCAUCCCCGUUGCCGCCCCCCCGCCCUCCCCCCGCGCGCACGUGGCAGUGCAGAGCAGCAGGAAGGGGCACGUGGGGUUGAAGGGCGCGGGGCUGGGCGAGUGGACGGCCGUAGAGAAGAGAGAUGGGAAAAAGGGACGGGGUGACCAAGGGGGGGCGGCAGAGGGCGGGGAGGCGAAGGUAGAGGGGAAGGGGGAGGAGAGAAGGGAGGGAAGGGCGGCGGAGGGGGUGAAAGGGAAUGUGGGUGAUGGGGAGGCGAGUGAAGGACGCACAGAGACUGGCGCAGGCAGUGAUGGUGGUGUGACAGGUGGUGGUGUGGAAGAGGAACAACAGGGAGCAGCAGUGGAAGGGGGAGAAGUGCAUGCAGGCGAGGCGCGUGCAGAGGGAGAGGCGCCCGCAGGGGAUGGUGGCGAGACCAGCAGCAGUGGCGCUGGUGUGAACGGAAAGGCUGCUGAGGGGAGGGGUGCUGAAGGGAGUGCAGUUGAUGGUCGGGCUGCUGAGGAGACAGGGGGUGAGGGGAGAGGUGCUAGUUGUGAGGGCAGGGAGGAGCAGAGGGUGAGAGAAGAGGGGGGGAACAGGGAUGGGAGUGCGAGGCAGGCUGACAACAGCACAGUCACCGGCGCCUGCAGUGGGGUUGAACCCUCCAGCAGAGAGGCCGGCAGUGGCAGCAGCUGUAGCAGCAGCGUCAGUGCCAUGGGCAGCAGCAGUAUGGGUGGCAGUGUGGCAAGCAGCAGCAGUGCAGCGGGCGCACAGAAGGGUGGCGUUGUGAGCGUGAGCACGGAGAAAGGGAAGGGGCGGAGGGUGGGCUUUCUGUCAGAUCAGCCGCAGCCGCAGCCGCAGCAAAAGCUGCCGCAGCAGCAACAACAGAAGCAGCAGCAGGCAGCGGCGCGCAUGUCAGUGGAGGGGUGUCUGUGUGAGUUCAGCGCCGAGGAGGUGCUGCGCGGGGACGAUGCUUGGGGCUGUGAUGGGUGCACCGCCAUCAGACGGAGAGAAGCGAGGCGCAGACGGAGGGAGGAGAGGCGAGGAAGGAGAGGGAAGGGCGGAGAAGGUAGUGGUGUGGUGGAUGCUGAAGGGGCGGCGGGAGAAGGGGCAGAGGGUGUGGGGAAGUCGUCCCUUGCACGCCCUCCCUUGCACACCCUCCCUUGCACGCCCUCCCUUGCACACCCUCCCUUGCACGCCCUCCCUUGCACACCCUCCCUUGCACGCCCUCCCUUGCACGCCCUCCCUUGCACGCCCUCCCUUGCACGCCCUCCCUUGCACGCCCUCCCUUGCACGCCCUCCCUUGCACGCCCUCCCUUGCACGCCCUCCCUUGCACGCCCUCCCUUGCACGCCCUCCCUUGCACGCCCUCCCUUGCACGCCCUCCCUUGCACGCCCUCCCUUGCACGCCCUCCCUUAUAUGCCCUUUCUUAGUCAGUCCCACCGGUACCGGCUAUGUGGGGUGGUGGAGCACAGUGGCACGAUGCGGGGCGGGCAUUAUGUGGCUUUUGUGCGGCGCGGCUGGCAGCAGCAGCAGCAAGGGGCUGGAGCGGAUGUGCAAAGCAGUGGGGAUUCAGAGGUGGGUGCAUGCAGCGGAGCUGAGCUGGUGCACACAGGUGGGGCAGAGGGUGACGGGGUCACAGGGCAGAUCAAUGGAGUUGUUGCACAGGGCAAUGGAGUGCUGGGAAAGGUGUGUUUGGAGCAGGCAGGGGAGAGUGGGGGAUGGGAGGGUGGGCAGUGGUGGUACAUCAGUGACACGCACGCCCAGGCAACGACCCUGGAGCGGGUGCUGCGCUGCGAAGCCUAUCUGCUAUUCUACCACCGCAUUGGAAGCUAG